Ilyonectria robusta is the source of this 390-nucleotide messenger RNA. Its product is annotated as cytochrome c oxidase, subunit VIa. The coding region runs from base 1 to 390 and encodes 129 amino acids. Gene Ontology annotation, cellular component: mitochondrial inner membrane. Gene Ontology annotation, molecular function: enzyme regulator activity. The record is from RefSeq and is a predicted model, not a curated record. NCBI's taxonomy places the organism in Eukaryota, Fungi, Ascomycota, Sordariomycetes, Hypocreales, Nectriaceae. The transcript has 5 exons. Gene Ontology annotation, biological process: mitochondrial electron transport, cytochrome c to oxygen.
AUGUCUGCCGUCCGACAGCUCGCCCGUACCGCCCCGCGCUUCGCUGCGCAGCUGCGCGCUCCCGCCCAGCGUCGUCUUGCCAGCACCGCCACCGAGAACGCCUUCGUCAAGGAGCGCCAGCACAUCAAGGAGCACGCCGCCGGCACCUCUGACCUCUGGCGAAAGAUCUCCGUCUUCGGAGUCGCUCCCUGCCUGCUCCUCGCCGGCGCCAACGCCUACUGGCUCUGGAACGAGCACUGGGACCACUGGAACCACAUGCCUCCUCUGGAGGAGCGCACCGAGUACUCGUACCAGAACAUCCGUUCCAAGAACUACCAGUGGGGCGACGGCGACAAGACCCUUUUCUGGAACGAGAGCGUCAACUACCACAACCCCAACAAGGUUGCCUAA